Messenger RNA from Zingiber officinale, 530 nucleotides. Its product is annotated as hydrophobic protein LTI6B-like. Lineage: Eukaryota; Viridiplantae; Streptophyta; Magnoliopsida; Zingiberales; Zingiberaceae. The coding region runs from base 58 to 231 and encodes 57 amino acids. The transcript is spliced from 2 exons. The record is from RefSeq and is a predicted model, not a curated record. Gene Ontology annotation, cellular component: membrane.
CCAUCUCUCUUUCACUUCAUCACCGUCUCUUUCUCUGAGCAGGCGACAGGGUCAUUAAUGGCGGACGAGGGCACCGCGAAUUGCAUCGAUAUUCUUAUCGCCGUCCUGCUCCCUCCUCUCGGUGUCUUCCUCAAGUUCGGAUGCCAGGUGGAGUUCUGGAUCUGUCUCCUGUUGACGCUCUUCGGCUACAUCCCAGGAAUCGUCUACGCUGUGUAUGCUAUCACCAAAUAAACUAUCAAACCGUCUUCGGUGCUUCAGUAUAUAAAAUUGGUCGUUUAGAUGUCUUCUCGAGUUCAUUGCUGUUCCUUUUCUUGCAAAGCUAAUUUGGUCGUUGAUUGCGUGGUGGGCGUGUAAGUAUGCGCUGUGGUGGAAUCGAAAGACUUGCAGUCAGUAAAUAAGUUAUUUAAGUGUGGAUUUGCAUGUGCAGCAGUAUCUCUGUCUCCUCUCUUCCCUGUUUGAUUAACAAAGCUGUCGUGUUGUUUAAUAAAGAAUGGUUAAUAUGAAGGAUUAAAAGAGGUUCCCAUGCUUUA